GCGCACAGGGUACGGGCUUGUUCCACAGCGAAAGUGAAAGUGUGGAAAGCGUGUUUAUUCACCCUCGAGAACUCGUCUUCACGUCUUUUUGUCUUUGUUUUCUUCUUUUCUGCGUCUUUUUACCCUUCUUCAGUCAGUUGCUAGCGUGUCGAGAGCGAGAACGUUUCUGUCUCUGUGGUCUUGGUGUCUACUCAGUCGACUUCCGUCCGAGAGUUCUCUGCUCCUUCCUUUCGUUCCCACACGCUUCCAACCCACAAAAGAAUGGCCGGCUCGCCAACGACCCCUCCGCCUCUGCCAAAGACGAUGCAGGCGCCGCCGUCUUCUGUGGCCGCGGACGCGAUAGUCAGCACAUACUCGCUCGCGCCGACAACCCGCACCACCGUCGUCUCAACCACGACAACAACAACUACCACGACCACCUUCCCGCCUCUGAUACUCAACCAACCGCGUCACCACCGGCUCUCGUCCACCAGAUCCGGCAAGGAGGCCGCAAGCGACGACAGUGCAGCUGGAUCCAGCUCGCGCGCGUUGAUCUACCCGCUCGCGGAUCAGCCGACGCCGACCGUGCUUCGCAGCUUUCUUUUCGAACUUGACGGACGCAAGUCGCGUUUCGUCGAGUCCACCGAUCCACAGCAGUCUCUUGAAAUCCUACAACAACAAUUUGAAACCUCCUCUUCGUCAUCAUCUGCUGGCGUCGCACCCACCCCAGGCCGAACAAUCAGAACCACUACAACCACAGUCAACACCUCAACCCCGCGGAUAUCAGACGAAGCACAUGCCAUCCGCAAGCGCGCUCUUUCACCCAGUGCUCGGCAAGAGUCGAAACCCACAACGAAAGCCACCGACGAAGCUGCCAAAGAGAGCACGGCCGAUUCAGCUGCAGCCUCCAAAUCGCACGAACACGAAAGUAAACGACGGAUGACUGCAAAGGAUAGGGCGGAUUUCACCCGCGGUGUUUUUCGACAGGCCGAUACCCUAUCCGAGUCUGACGCGGUAGCGCUGACGCCAGCAUCGACAUCUUCUACCGCCGCCGAGCCAACAAAGAAGCAAUCAUCUCUCCAAUUCGGUCUCGGUCUGUCAACACCGCUAUCUGCAUCCGGCAGUACUGCCAUUGCCGCACGCGAUGGACAGGGCCUGUCGAUAGAUGUGCAGGCUGCUCAGACUGCAAACGAGAUAAAUCCGCUGUCGCUUCCUUCUCCUUCACUAUCACCAGUCACCGGUUCGUUACGUAAGCACCGUGGUGAUGACGACUAUUUCGCUUCGAAUCCGCACACGGUCGAGACUCAGGAGACGAUCCCGGAAGAGGUCUCGCCUAGUCAGUCUGUGAUGAUGACGAUUCCGGCGAUGGUGGACUCGUUCGACGCGUUGCCGGAGAACGUGAAGGAUUAUGUGAUGUAUCAGUUUCUGCGGCGGUGUUCAAAGAAGACGCUGUCGACAGUGGUUUCGACUGUCCUGCCGGCUCUGCGAUGCGACUUUAUUGCGUUGCUUCCGCAGGAAUUGGUGGCGAACGUGCUGCAGUAUCUGGACGCGAAGACGCUCUGUGUUGCGGCGCAGGUGUCAAAGACGUGGAAGAACGCCGUCGACGGGUCGCGGUAUACCUGGCGCAAGCUGUUGGAGGCCGAAGGGAUCCACACGGGCGAGAGCGAGAUGAAGCGCGCGAUUCGGGAAGGCUGGUGUAUGGAGGGAUGGAGCAAGCUGCCGGCGGACGAUGUUGCUUCCCCGGAGGAGGAGGAAGAGGAAGACGAGCAUCUUGAAGGCCAGGUGAGAGAGAUAAUCGAUGGAGGAGAUAGUGAGACGAUGAUGCUUGCGUCGGUUGCAAAGGCGGCAGCUACAAACACUAGGAGCGAGUUUGAAAGUCUUUUGCCGUAUCCGAAUAUGUUUAAGGCGAUCUAUCGGCAUCAUUACUUGGUGAAUCGGAAUUGGAUGUCACCAAACUCUACUCCGCGCCAUCUUUCUCUGCCCGGACAUGGCCGGAACGUGGCUACGUAUGUGGUUACGUGUCUGCAGUUUGAUUCGGAGAAGAUCAUCACGGGCUCGAAUGAUCUUUGUAUCAAUGUGUAUGAUACAAAGACAGGCCAGCUACGCACACGUCUCGAAGGUCACGAAGGCGGAGUCUGGGCUAUGCAGUAUGUUGGAAAUACUCUUGUCUCUGGCUCGACCGACCGUACGGUGCGCGUGUGGGAUAUCAAGCGCGGGGUGUGUACGCACAUUUUCUACGGCCAUACUUCGACGGUUCGAUGUCUGGAGAUCAUGCAGCCCGUGAUGACGGGGUACACGUCUGACGGUAAACCGAUCAUGUCACCGGAGGAGCCGCUGAUUGUGACUGGCUCGCGCGAUUCCUCGCUUCGAAUCUGGAAAUUACCAAAGGUAGGAAUCGACGACGAGUACCUGCCGUCGUCGACGAAUCCAGAGUACGACGCCGAUCCGUUCUUCUUGCGCGCGCUGGUUGGUCAUUCGCACUCUGUUCGAGCGAUCUCGGGGUACGGAGAUAUGCUUGUUUCCGGAUCGUAUGAUACGUUUGUGCGGGUGUGGAAGAUCUCGACAGGGGAAUGCUUGUUUAGACUUGCGGGACACGGCGCGAAAGUGUACUCUGUUGUGAUUGAUAAGAAGCGCAAGCGGUGUAUAUCCGGGUCGAUGGACUGGCUGGUCAAGAUCUGGAGUCUCGAGACUGGAGAGUGUCUUUAUACCCUUGACGGACACACUUCGUUGGUCGGUCUUCUUGAUCUUAACAAUACCGCGCUCGUGUCAGCGGCCGCCGACUCAACCCUGCGGGUAUGGGAACCCGAGACCGGAACGUCGGUGCACAAGCUCGAAGGACAUACGGGUGCAAUCACGUGUUUCCAGCAUGACGAGCAUAAGGUGAUUUCAGGCAGUGACGGCACGCUCAAGAUUUGGAAUAUCAAGACGGGAAAGGUUGUCAAGGACUUGCUGUCUGAUCUGAGUCGGGUAUGGCAGGUGCGGUUUGAUGAGCGGCGGUGUGUUGCAGCCGUGCAGCGCGGGCAGGAGACUUUUAUCGAGGUGUUGGAUUUCGAUUACGAUCCGAAUGCGGUCGAUGAUUCUUCGCGGUUCGAGGUUGUAUCGGCGUCGAGCACAAGGGUGCCGACUGCUACAUCUGCAGCAGCUUGAUAUCAGUGAGGGAUAGAGUGAAGACGUGAAAAAAUUCCUUGUAAAAUAGUCUUGUGUUUGCUGAAUUCAUAUUCAUAUUGUUUUCUGUGUAUUUUUUACUCUUGGUAGUAUGCUUUAUAGCUGCGACGGGCGCAUUAAUUGCAUUGAUUAUAGUGAUAGUUUACUAAUGAACGAGGGA
Myxozyma melibiosi is the source of this 3304-nucleotide messenger RNA. RefSeq names its product WD40-repeat-containing domain protein. The record is from RefSeq and is a predicted model, not a curated record. Gene Ontology annotation, molecular function: protein binding. NCBI's taxonomy places the organism in Eukaryota, Fungi, Ascomycota, Lipomycetes, Lipomycetales, Lipomycetaceae. The transcript has 3 exons. The coding region runs from base 262 to 3126 and encodes 954 amino acids.